Messenger RNA from Columba livia (rock pigeon), 1286 nucleotides. It is a transcript of the gene S100A14, whose product is annotated as S100 calcium binding protein A14. NCBI's taxonomy places the organism in Eukaryota, Metazoa, Chordata, Aves, Columbiformes, Columbidae. Bases 16 to 513 code for a protein of 165 amino acids. Gene Ontology annotation, molecular function: calcium-dependent protein binding; calcium ion binding; chemokine receptor binding. The record is from RefSeq and is a predicted model, not a curated record. The transcript has 4 exons. Gene Ontology annotation, cellular component: perinuclear region of cytoplasm. Gene Ontology annotation, biological process: response to lipopolysaccharide; positive regulation of monocyte chemotaxis; toll-like receptor 4 signaling pathway.
GGGCCAGGCUCCAAAAUGAGACGCCUUGCACCACACCGCAGCUGGGAGCGCAGGGAGCUCCCACUCACACCUCCCCGCCGUAUAAAACCCCGGCGCGCCGCAGCCUGCGCACACCCAGGAGAGCCCGUGGAGCAGCUCCCCAGGAUCCCGUUGGACAGGACAACCCCACCACCGGCACCGCCGCCGAGGAGCUACAGCCCCGCGAGGAGCAGCAUGGGCCAGUGCAACUGCCGCAAGAAGCACAAGGACUGCCAGGAGCUCACCGACGUGGAGCGGGCCAUCGAGACCGUCAUCAACCAGUUCCAUUGCUACGCGGUGAAGGGGCAGAAGGAGUAUCUGACGCCCAACGAGAUGCAGGAGCUGGUGUCGCAGAAGCUGCCCCAUCUGGGGAAGUGCGUUGGACCCCUCGAAGAGAAGAUCGAGUGCAUGGGAGACCCUAACGAGGCCAAGCUGGAGUUCGGAGAGUACUGGGACAUGAUGGGGGACGCGGCCAAGGGCUGCCGGAGGAAGUAGAGGGUGGCGGGGGACGGGAAGGCACCCGAGGGCUCAGGCUCUGCACCGAGAAUCGCGAGAGGCUGCUGGUCCCCCUGGGAUGCGGCUCGGAAAACGCAGCGUCGCGGACUCAUCUCCCCACGUCCCCAGCCGGGGCGGAGGGAUCCCCCUCUCCGCUCUAUCCCUGCCCUCUCUUGCCUCUCCUUCCCGUCGGCAGAACUCCCUUCCAUCCCCAGCCCUGGCCCGUAGCCGCGGCGGGAGGGAGGUGGCAAGGGGGCUCCUGGCCCCGGCUCUGGGGUUGCCUUUCUCCGUCCUUUACUCCAGAGCCUUUCCCCCGGGCUUGUCCCACCUCCAGCCCCAAAACCCCUCCGGUUGCAGGUCCCCCAGCCCCAGAGCAUCGCAGCAAAGAGGGACUUGGCUCCUUCCCCCGAAAGGUGUCGGGGUUUGUCCCCCUGUCCCCGUGCCACCCACGGGAGCCCCUUUUCCGCCACUCCAAGCACCUUCAGGGGCUCCUAGGACUUGGGGAUGGGCCCGAUGUUGCUGUUCGUGGCCUGAGCAUCUUCUCUGCUCUUCCACCAGUGCAGGGACCGCGGUGCCCUGUGCCCGCCCAGGUUUUGGGGUGCUAUACCGGGGUGCGCUGUGUGCACGGUGCUCCCCCGCCUGCCCCUCUCCAGGGGUGCUGGCCCUUGGCUAGUGGCUGCGCUCAGGGCUGGGACGGUGGCGGGUUGUUAGCAGCUUGCGUCACUUGCAACCAUUUUUGUAUAAAUUAAUAAAGGAAAAUCUUGGAAAAACCA